UCGUGCUUGGAACCAUUGUUCAGAAACCCGGAAUCUAUCAGUCCAACAUUCACCGCCGACUUUCCCUUGUCAUGUCACGUUGCGAGAUCGAGGAUGUACUAGAUGAACUAGUUCACCUAGGUGCCGUCAAUAAAAAGGUGAUAGUUAAGCCACCCAAGGUCUCGUUGUUUUCCAAACCCAGAGAUUUUGUGGAAUGCGACUUCGAAGAUAGAUGGGCGAAAUCCGGACUUGACCGGGACUUAACGGACCGGUAUGGACAUGAUUUUGUUCAUCUGAAAGUACUUCGGGUUCAGCAUAUCUUGCCGCCAAUUCCAUUUC
Messenger RNA from Acaulospora morrowiae, 318 nucleotides. The record is from the annotation of a GenBank genome assembly. Lineage: Eukaryota; Fungi; Glomeromycota; Glomeromycetes; Diversisporales; Acaulosporaceae.